Argiope bruennichi is the source of this 1513-nucleotide messenger RNA. RefSeq names its product metaxin-1-like. The transcript is spliced from 10 exons. Gene Ontology annotation, cellular component: SAM complex. Gene Ontology annotation, biological process: mitochondrion organization. NCBI's taxonomy places the organism in Eukaryota, Metazoa, Arthropoda, Arachnida, Araneae, Araneidae. Bases 155 to 1075 code for a protein of 306 amino acids. The record is from RefSeq and is a predicted model, not a curated record.
AGCCUUUGGAUUUAAUCAGUUAAAUUUAAAUACUUCAACUUUAUCCGUUUGUUUAUAAAAUAAAAUAAAAAACGAGGAUGAGAGUUUUAUACUAAAAGCCGCUAUUUGUAAAUUGUUUUGAUUUUAAAUUUUUGUUAUAAAUUGUGGAACAAAAAUGGAGCUUGAUAUUUGGCAAGGCGAUUGGGGACUCCCUUCUAUAGAUUUAACAUGUCUUCAAGUUAUGGCUUAUGCUAAAUUUUCUGGAGCACCAAUAAAGAUCAAGAAAACAAAUUGGCCAUUAUCAAGAUAUGGUCACCUACCUGUUUUUAGACAUGGGAAGAAAAAUUUAACAACAUUUGAUAAUAUAGUUUCAUAUUUACAAAAACAAAAUUACAAUGCUGAUGGGGAGCUGACCUCAAAGCAAUGUUCUGACAUAAUUGCAUACACAGCUUUACUUAGAGAUAAGCUUUAUCCUGCCCUUCUAUAUGUGUGGUGGAUAGAUGAAAGAAAUUAUUGUGAAGUAACUCGACCUUGGUAUGCAAAGGUUCUACGGUUUCCUUUAAAUUAUUUUUUACCUGGUCAUCAGCAACGAGCUGCUCAAGUAACAAUUGAUAAUUUAUGGAGUAGUGAUUUAAUUGAAGAUAGCCAAAAAGAAACUGCACUGUACAAAGAUGCUCAAGAAUGCUUAAAUUUACUAUCACACCGAUUAGGAGAUAAUGAAUAUUUUUUUGGAAAAAACCCUUGCUCACUUGAUGCCAUAGUCUUUGGAUUUUUAGCUCCUUUAUUAAAAGCUCCAUUCAAAAAUGCAGCCUUACAGAAUCACUUGAAAGCAUGUCCAAAUCUUCAACAGUUUGUUCAAAGGAUACUUCAGAGAUAUUUUCCUUUGUCACCUGAAGAACUUGAAGCCUUGAAAAAGAAGGAAGAGCAAGAAGCAGAAGAAAAGAAAGAAUUCCCUCAUAAGUGGAGAGACAUCAUUCUUUCUGGCUUAUUUGCAGCUAUUGUUAUGUUAGGUUAUGCUGCUGCUACAUCAAAGACACAUCAAAGGCACCUAAAUAUUCUCAAAAAAAGAAUAAAUGCAAUGAAAACAGUUACUUGAGAUCAGUUUCGCACCUUCAGAAGAUGAAUUUGAUGAUGAUUAUUCAAUACCUGUUGAGCAUGAAUAUACUGAUAACAAGAGUAAAGAUAAAGGAAGAGAUAGGUAGUAUGUGCUGCUUCGUGCAUUUAGUGUGCGUGAUUUUAGUUAGUGUAUAUCAAAGGACUAUGAAAAAUAAAGUUGUGUUUCCACUAAGUUGUUCAUUUUUUUUAUAUUCUUGCCUGUUCUUGCAAUAUUUUACAGAAUUUUAUUAUUGUUUUUUUUAAUAUAAUGUGUAGUCAUAGUAUGGUUAUUUAACAAAUAAUAAUGUACAAUGUCAUCUUGUCAGCAAAAUAUUGUUGUAAAUGCACUUGUCUUUCUUUUUUUUACAAACCACAUCGAAACUUUCUCAAAACUUUCAUAUGUUGAAAUAUUAUAAUAAAGUUUAAAAAUUCAGUUUUA